AUGACUCAAUUCACGCUACACACGACAGCCCUAUUUGAUCCACAGAUCAAGAAAGUUCGUAAAAACAUCUCCAUCGAAGUAGACUCUUCGACGGGGCUCAUCGUCCAAGUUUUUGAGCGUGACGAUGGGAAGCGACCAUUCGAAACCGUCAUGAAGGAUGGCGACAUCGACUUACGUGGGAAAUACGUUCUCCCCGGCUUGGUCGAUUCGCAUACUCACGUCUUUCUGCAUUCUUAUGAUGAAGCUGGAGCCCUCCAGCAAAAGCGAGACGAAAGCAUUGUUGAACGGGUGCUUAGAGGUGCCAAUCACUGCAAACUUGCACUGAUGGCUGGGUACACCACUUACAGGGACCUUGGCUCAGAAGGAAUGCAGGAAUUUGACGCCAACAUGAGGGAUUCCAUCGCCCGCGGAAUAAUCCCAGGGCCUCGACUAUUCGUCGCCACAAAGGUAAUCGCCAGCACCGGGUCUUUCGAGUGCCGGACGGAAAACGCCAGCGGAGGCCACUGUCUGCCUGCCAGCGCAGACGCAGUCGACGGGCCCGAAGCAUGUCGCCAGGCUGUCCGGCGGCGGAUCGCCGCAGGCGCAGACAUCAUCAAGUUCUUUGCCGAUUAUCGACGAAGGAUCAUGCGGUCUCCCCCGCCCAGCAGCACCCGUAUAUCCCCAGCCCACGAGGAGAUGAAAAUGAUCGUUUCCGAAGCGGCUCUUGCGAGAUGCCCCGUUUCUGCCCACUGUUGCACGCUUGAGGGGGCUUUGGCGGCGAUCGACGCGGGGGUCGACUCUAUCGAGCAUGGGUAUUUCGCGACGGAUGAGAUGUUUGCGCGAAUGGUAGACAGGAAUGUGAUUUUCGUCCCAACGUUAGCUAUUGCGGAAAAGCUUCACGCAAAGCGUUUUGAUCAGAUCCUGCGUCAGGUCAAGCGCGCUCAUGAGCUCGGUGUUCGCAUCGCUUGCGGAGGGGAUACGGGUACCUAUCCGCAUGGCGACAAUGUGCGAGAGCUGGAGCUGAUGAUCCAAGCGGGGAUCCCCGUGGCUGAUGUCCUGGAAGCGUGCACUGUGGGUGGGUGGGAAGCUUGUGGGCGGGACCUUUGUGGCCGUCGGUUUGGAUGGUUCGAGCAGGGCUUGCAGGCAGAUAUUGUGGCUUUGGAAGGCGAUCCCGAGGUUUCGCCAGAGGCGUUGCGUAAAGUGGAUUUUGUGAUGAAAGAUGCCCAGGUGUGGAAGCGAGAUGGGAAAUUCACUCAGAGUUAG
Molecule: messenger RNA, 1242 nt
Organism: Penicillium chermesinum
Lineage: Eukaryota; Fungi; Ascomycota; Eurotiomycetes; Eurotiales; Aspergillaceae
Product: metal-dependent hydrolase family protein
Exons: 4
Coding region: 1-1242 (413 amino acids)
Molecular function (GO): hydrolase activity, acting on carbon-nitrogen (but not peptide) bonds
Source: RefSeq, a predicted model, not a curated record